Molecule: messenger RNA, 6128 nt
Organism: Toxorhynchites rutilus septentrionalis
Lineage: Eukaryota; Metazoa; Arthropoda; Insecta; Diptera; Culicidae
Gene: bsk
Product: stress-activated protein kinase JNK
Exons: 9
Coding region: 1357-2484 (375 amino acids)
Biological process (GO): protein phosphorylation; JNK cascade
Cellular component (GO): cytoplasm; nucleus
Molecular function (GO): ATP binding; JUN kinase activity
Source: RefSeq, a predicted model, not a curated record
CGGUGGCCUCAGUCGAGGAGAAGAUUUGGUCCAUUUUGGGUUGUGUUCGCUGGUGAAAAUUUUCUUCAGACGUUUGGAAAAACAGCAGGCAAAAAACAGGAGUUUCGGAAUUUUCAAACGCAAGUCUUUCGUGGAGUUUUGGGGUUUAUAUCCCCCGGGGUGAUUUAUGGGACUUUUUCACGAGUCUGGUCGUUAGUGGAAUGAGCACACAAGGUCCGCAGGAGCCGGUCUCCAUUAGCACCACGUCCAACGCAUUUGGUGGAAAUUGAAGUUAGUGAGCGAAGUUUGUCCGUCAGGAGGAUUAGCAUUCCAUCAACGUGUGCUCGACACGAAGGAGAGAACCCCGUAAGAGUUAGUGUUAUGUAUGUGCUGUUGGGCGAGUUUUCGGGUGGAAAAGUUCUGAAGUGAUGUAACUCUUGACACUCGUAUGCUAUAUUUUCUUUCCUCUCGUCCGCGAGUGGUCUGUGUUCGAGCUUUUUUUUUCCGUUUCUUCCUGCUUGAUCUCAAGUGGCAAUCAGUGAGUUUUAUGUAAUCGUUACCAAUAGCGAAGUGGAGUGGUGGCAUAGGAAGAUAGGGAAACAAACUCAGGAAGAGCUAUCCCGAGGCUCAGUGCACGACCGCAAGUGAUGAACCACUGAAAGGAUCAACGCAUUUCUGCUCUUUCAUAUUCGCUCUUCAUAAGACGAAUCCGGAAUCCGUGUCAUUUGCUUCAUUUCCACUUAAUCUCCAAACACACACACAAAAAAUCAAUUCUUCGUGUAUAACUCGUGAACCCCUAGUGUGCCUCGAACAGAGGAAAAACGUGCCUAACAAUCGGUGUUGUAUUAGCUGGUAAUCGCUUCAAUACGUGGCUGAUCCUACAUUCGUCGGUGGUGAGCAGGUGGUGGAUGAGCUGUGUAAACUUUUCGGUGUGAAAUCGUACCAAAGCGGAAAGUGUUUUUAAAGGAACGUGAAAAUUCCCGAAUUGUGCCAAUAUUUGCAUGCUAUUAACGAUUCCUACGAAUGGGAAAGUUGAGUUAAGAAAACAAUAGCUUUUCCCGCAGCCACAGAUUCGAACCCGAAAGAAAGGAGCAAGUGCAGGAGAAGUUCCGGAUCAAAGUGAGUGGAACCAAAAGUUUGUUGUUCCCGGGCUGUGUGUUUAUCUGAUUGUCAGCUUCCAUCUGGAGAUUGUUUUUUUGUAUUUAAAGGUGUUGAAAAAAUAUAUAUCUCCACAAUCAUAGAGUAUUCAUUUCUUCCCAAGUAGAAUGGAGUCUUCUACAUUAUGACAAUACGAGCGGCAAGAGCGAUAGCAGCAACUACAGCAGCAACUUUUGGAGGACGUGCGUCGAGAGGGUAACCCAAGUCGGUGGCUGCAUCAUGAGCUCACGUCACGCCUUCUACACCGUUGAGGUGGGCGACACCAAGUUUACCAUUCUGAAGCGAUAUCAAAACCUGAAACCGAUCGGAUCCGGUGCCCAGGGCAUCGUGUGUGCCGCAUAUGACACAAUCACCCAGCAGAAUGUCGCCAUCAAGAAGUUAUCUCGACCGUUCCAGAACGUCACACAUGCCAAACGCGCGUACAGGGAGUUCAAACUUAUGAAAUUAGUCAAUCACAAGAAUAUUAUCGGACUGUUAAAUGCAUUCACACCGCAGCGCACGCUCGAAGAAUUCCAGGAUGUGUAUCUGGUUAUGGAGCUCAUGGACGCCAACCUGUGCCAGGUCAUCCAGAUGGAUCUGGACCACGAGCGGAUGUCGUAUCUGCUCUAUCAGAUGCUGUGCGGCAUCAAGCAUCUGCACUCGGCUGGCAUCAUUCACAGGGACUUGAAGCCCUCUAACAUCGUAGUCAAAUCGGACUGCACACUGAAAAUCCUCGACUUUGGAUUGGCUCGCACUGCCGGUACGACGUUCAUGAUGACGCCGUACGUGGUGACGCGGUACUAUCGCGCCCCGGAGGUCAUCCUCGGAAUGGGAUACAAGGAGAACGUCGAUAUCUGGUCCGUUGGGUGUAUCAUGGGGGAGAUGAUUCGCGGUGGUGUGCUGUUCCCCGGCACCGAUCACAUUGACCAGUGGAAUAAGAUUAUAGAACAACUGGGCACACCGUCGCCCUCGUUCAUGGCACGGCUACAGCCAACGGUGCGGAACUACGUCGAGAACCGUCCCCGUUACACCGGCUACCCGUUCGAUCGGCUCUUCCCGGACGUGCUGUUCCCGACCGACUCGAACGAACACAACCGUCUCAAGGCUAGUCAGGCGAGGGAUCUGCUGAGCAAGAUGCUGGUGGUCGAUCCCGAGCAUCGCAUCUCGGUCGAUCAGGCCCUGGUGCACAGCUAUAUCAACGUGUGGUACGACGAGAGCGAAGUCAAUGCGCCCGCCCCGGGACCGUACGAUCACAGCGUAGACGAGCGCGAGCACACCGUCGAACAGUGGAAGGAGCUCAUCUACCAGGAGGUCAUGGAGUAUGAGGCACGCACCAACCUGGCCGAUGGUGAUGGUACUCCGCGGUAGAAAUCGUCGGCAGAAUAAAACGAAUCAAGUCUGGUGUUCCUGAACUCGACGACGACAAAGACGACGACGAAGAUGGAAACGGCCAGCAAAAGUAUGUGCGAAGAGCGCCUAGUGUGAUUUUGCCAGUUCAUAGGCAAAGAAAGCAGAUAAAUAAAUGGAGUAAUUGGCAAAUGGAAGCGGCAGCACAUGGCGACGGUAAUACGAAAGCAACGGAAGGAUAUCUUCUCUCUUACAAGCAACAUCACCACCCGCAUCACUUGUGAUGUGGCAUUUUUUUUUUGUAUUAUCACAAUUGAAACAAAACACAACCCCCGGAGAGAAGAAAAGUUCUAAAUACACGACGACAUUGACGCGUAGAUCCAUAAGCGGGGAAUGCACAACAAUACGGUAGGAGAAAAACGUAAAGAAAAUCAAUCAAUAAUAACGAUGGUGUCAUCAAAAAUGAUUGGCAAAAAAAAACUGCUGAAAAUGUGGUUUCGUUGCAUUCUCUCGUUGUUUUUCAUAGGAUGUGGAGAUGCGAUCCAGUAUUUGGUAGAAGAAGAAAAAAUGAAUAAUCGUGCGCUGUGAAAUUCAUUACUAAAACUAAAAAAACUGAUAAACCAUUAAUGCAGAACUUUAUUCGGAUUGGCGAAAGUCAUGAGAAGAAUGUGGUUUGUAAAUAUUUAAUAAAACGGUGAAAGACUUGUGUAAGCAAAUGCCGAUAAAUAGCAUGACACAUACCUAGUGUUUGUGAGUGGGAAACGAUUGGAGUCUGUGAAAUAAAGAAUACCAAGCCACCCAAAAUAGCACGCGAUCUAACAGAACCCAAACAGCAGCUGGUCAAAAUGUGCAAUAAACUUUAUCACCAGAUUCAAAGAAAAAAUUAAAACUACGCUUCCCUCGGGAAUAGACCUUUAUUUCUCGGAUGUUCAGCUGACAAACAAAUUCUUAGAUCGCUUUUAAUUGUUGAUAUUAGAUACAAACUACAACAAACAGUCGGUAGACCUAAGAUCCCGAUAGGAAGAGUAAUCAAGGGGACGUGAACAACAAAACAGCAUUAUCCUCACAUUUCGUUCCGUGUGUUGGUCAUAUUAUGUCCAAACAAGAGCUGAAUUUAUUGUGAUAAGGUGAGUCAGGCUAAUUUAAAUUAUUUAACUCCAUUUCCAAUAGAAAAAAAAACGCUCAGGUCAACUCAUGGCAGACUAGAUUGAUUCAAAUUGUCCUAUUGUUUCAUUUCUCUCUUACGUUGAAAUCAUCGGUCUCAAGAGACAAGACUACUUUGAUCGCUAACCCUGGAUCUAUACACUAAUUUAGAUAACACACUGCCCUCUAUACGAGUUAAGGUGAAUCAAGUAAAAAAGCGAAUCAUUUGACACACUCACACAUAAACACACAUACACAAAGAUUAUCUUUAAAACAAAGUAAAGACACAUGCACUUCUAGGUUUUUAAAUUAAUGGUUGAAUUACGGUUUUUACAAAAAUCGACGCGAAAUCAUUACGAUUUUAAGUUCAAUUUUGCUCAGUUGCCAUUUCAAUUGCCAUAUUCAUCCCGAACGGAGAAAAUAAAACACGCGUACAUUCAAGUACUUAAUUAUCAUGCAAACCAAACAAAUAACAAAAAAAAUACCAACAAUUCUAAGGAAAAAAGUUUUUUAAUCAAUAAAAGGCAUUAGGAAAUUCGUAACAGGCAAAUACAAACAAAAUAAUGGAACAAUUCGUUGGGUGAUUUGAAUAAUUAUAAACACAAAAAUACAGUAUGUAAACAUUGAAUAAACAAACAAUAAAUAAUGUAGAGCAAAAAAAAUACAAGGUCGUGUAAAUAAGUAAUGGUAUAUGAAAUUAUUACAAAACACAAUUAGAUGAGAAAUAUAAGUGAAAGUCGUAUAGGAAUCAGUGCAGCCCAAAAAUAUGUUUAAGAAAACUAACAGCAAACACAAAAAAAAAAAGAAUUAAAAGGUAACCUCUGAUCAUAUUUUGAUGAUUAGCAGAAGCAUUAGAACGUGGCUGGUAACUAAUCCCCAUCGCGAUGAAGAGAACAAAUAUAAACGCUAGCCUUCGUUAGUGGAAGGUUUUAUACGCGAUGAUAUUUUUAGCAGAAGUUAUUUCAAUGAUGCAAACAGAUAUCAUGCACAUAAUACACCACACCUACUCUUGAGAGCAGACUUAUUCUAGAAAAGAUCACAAAACAUACACACACACACACACUCACAUAGGACUUCUUCUACUGAAGCUGAAAUAUUCCUACUAAAAUAUCCGGCAAUGCGACGAAUAGACUCAGAUGUUAGCAGACAUUUCUAAGCAAACAAACAAACACUUGCGCAUGAGAGAAAGAGAAAAGCAAAUGAGUAAAAGAACAGUUUUACGAUUCCGCCCUUUUUAUAGAAAGAAAUAAUAAGCAAAACAUACAAACAAAAGAAGGAUAUUAGGAAAAAAAUGGAAGCACUUCUGAUCUUCACCGAGAACUAACCCACUUCGAGGAAGCGGGAAAUCUGAGGACGAUUUGUAUUAAUUUAUGCGCAGUAGUGCGCUAACACCGCAAAAUGUAAGAAGCAAACAAAACGUUUCAAUGGAGAGAAAAUUAGUGACAAUCGCUUUCCUUUCGUUCUUCGAUUCCGUUUGCUGUCCGAUGGACGAUAGUUUUGCCUGCCUUCUCCUUCUCCGCAGCAAAAAAGAUGAAAAGAAAAAGAAAUCAGAACAAAAGGAAGACACGUAUGUUCUAAACAAUUGAUCAUAAGGUAAAAUUAACAACAACAAAAACACACACAAAAACAAAAUAACGUCCAAACCUUAAAAUAAAGCAAAUAUUAAAAUUAGCAAGUUAAAACAUUGCCAACUCUUCUCGCCUAGAAUUCCAACAGCCAACAUGUUGAACACGCUCGUAGUUUUGACCUCAUAAUAAUAAAAAAUAACAGUUCACCAAUCACUUCUCAGAUCGAUUCGAUUUCACCGCAGCAGUCGCAAUCAGGUUUGCUCUUCAUUUCGGUCAUUUCGACAACAUCAUCCCUUCGUUCGUUUGCAAAUCGAAUCAAUCAAACCAUAUGAAAGUGAAUUUCACUAGUGAAGUAAAAAAGGAAAGAUGAAACCUCUAAAUCGAAUUGAUUUCCUAGUGUAUAGUAGCCACAAUAUCACCUUGAUAUUUUCCUCUCUCUCUAAUCAACUUAGUUUUCCUUGAGCCAUGAAGUGUGUGAGAAUCGCUAGAAACGGAGAGUCACCGGUGUGAUAAAUUACGAUGAUUAAAACUAUGGCGGCAGAGAGGUGGAGAAGAACGGACAGGGGAGCCGACGAGAAAGAAAGAAAAUAUUCAAACCUAACAUAAACUUACUAUUGCUAAACAAUUGCAAACAAACAAAAAAAUAUUACUUUUACGCGAGCAUGGCAAAGUUCGAUCUAGGGAUUCCUGAUAGAGAGAACAUACCAAACUAAACAAGUUCACACAAACAAACACACACAGAGGAGAAAGCUGCUGCUGCGCGCCACCAGUACAGAAUGAGUAUAGGAGAAGAAGAAAAAACAAGUGUAUUAAUGCAGAAAGUAAUAUUAUAUAAAUGAAACAAACAGAAAACAAAAGCGUGAAAGGUAAGCAAAACAAAACUGACAAGACAGACUAAGAAUGGGUGAAGUAAAAUUACUGAAAAUUACUGAUAAUAAAACUUAUUUAUCACGA